AUGUCGCACGAGAAACCCAUUUCGGCUCAUGUCGAAGACCUGGCAGACCCCCAUCUGUCCGAGUCCGACGCCCACAUCCUCCGCCGCGCCCAAGACGUCGAGGUCUCCAUGACCGUCCGGCAAGCCUUCCGGAAAUACCCCGGUGCCAUCGCUUGGUCGGCCGCUAUGACCCUCAGUAUCGUCAUGGAGGGCUACGAUACUGGGCUCAUCAGUAGCUUCUUCGCCUACCCCAGUUUCGUCGAGAAGUACGGGGUCUACUACGCCGAGAUCAACAAGAAGCAAAUCCCUGCCGAGUGGAUGCUUGGCCUCAACAAUGCCAUCUCCUGCGGUCAGCUCAUCGGUCUCGUCUUGAACGGAUGGGCGAUGGAGCGCUUCGGUCACCGUCGCACCAUGAUCUUCGCCCUCGUCCCCCUCAUGGGCUUCAUCGGUCUCCAAUUUGCCUCCCCCAAUCUUCCCAUCCUCCUCCUCUCCGAAAUCCUCAUCAGCAUCCCAUGGGGCGUCUUCACCGUCAUGGGCACGGCCUACUCUUCCGAGCUCUGCCCUACUGCCGUCCGAGGCUAUCUCACCUCCCUCACCUGCGUUGCGUGGGUCAUCGGUCAGAUGAUCUGCGCUGGCGUCCUCGUCGGCCUCGUCAACCUCGGCAACGAGUGGUCAUACCGGAUCCCCUUUGCCCUCCAAUGGGUCUGGCCCAUACCCCUCAUUGCCAUCGCCUACUACGCCCCGGAAUCCCACUGGUGGCUCGUACGGCGCGGCCGCCUCGAGGAGGCUCGUCAGACCCUCCGGAGGAUCACCAGCAAGCACGUCUCGGAGGACGAGCUUGACGGUGUGCUCGCUACCCUGGUGCACACCAAUGACUACGAAAAGCGCCAGGGUAAGACCGAGUCGAGCUACCUCGAUUGCUUCAAAGGCGUCCAUCGGCGCCGCACGGAGAUCGCCUGCCUCAUGCUUAUCUCCCAGAGCUGGUGUGGCGAGCGGUUCGCCUACAACCCCACCUACUUCUUCUCCCAAGCCGGUCUCAACUCCAACGCGGUCUACCAACUCAAUCUCGGGUCUACUGCCAUCUCGUUCUGCUGCAUCGGUCUGGCGUGGUUCCUCAUGUCUUACAUGGGACGGCGGUACAUGGUGAUCGGUGGGCUGUUCGGGAUGUCGGCCUGCCUCCUCAUCAUCGGAUGUCUGGCCACGAUGGAGAAGGGGACCUCGACCUGGAUCCAGGCGGCCUUUGCCAUGAUCUGGAUCGCCUUCUAUGGGGUCAGUAUCGGGCCCAUGGCGUACACUAUCGUCGGCGAGAUUUCCUCCACCCGUACUCGCAACCACACCUUUGCCCUCGCCCGCAUCGCCUACAGUUGCAUCAACAUCUCCAGCAAGGUGAUCGAGCCCUACCUCAUCAACCCCACCAAGCUCAAUCUCGCGGGGAAGACCGCCUUCUUCUGGUUCGGGACGAACACCAUCAUCCUCCUCUGGGCCAUCUUCCGUCUGCCGGAGACCAAGGGAAGGUCGAAUCAGGAGCUGGACAUCCUCUUCGACAGGAAGGUCAGCGCCUGGGCGUUCAGAACCACCAAGGUCGACAUUAUCGCCGAGGCUACCGAGCCUGAGGGUAUGGAGGGGGAGGAUGCGUACGCGGACAAGGACGGCGAAGCACUGGGGAUGGAGGAGCGCCCGGCUAUGCCUGAGCUGAAGCACUGA
Molecule: messenger RNA, 1683 nt
Organism: Dioszegia hungarica
Lineage: Eukaryota; Fungi; Basidiomycota; Tremellomycetes; Tremellales; Bulleribasidiaceae
Product: general substrate transporter
Exons: 1
Coding region: 1-1683 (560 amino acids)
Biological process (GO): transmembrane transport; carbohydrate transport
Cellular component (GO): membrane
Molecular function (GO): carbohydrate:proton symporter activity
Source: RefSeq, a predicted model, not a curated record